AGCAGAGGAGCGUGCAUGUGUGCGUGUACGUACGUGUGUGUGUGUGUGUAUGUGUGUUGUGUGUGUGUGUGUGUGUUGAGAUUCAGCCCUGGCGGGAUUCUUCAGCAGGGCCCCAUGUCUCCUGUGAACACGCCCCAGAUAGAUGAGCCAGAUAUAUAGCCAAGACCUGCGGGUAGUAGAGGAACUGUGAGAACGAGAUAAUCGCACUUGCUCACCCCAAGGGUUACCUGUGACACCCUCGCAAUGACAAGAGGGCCCAGCGAAAGGGGGCCACGUAAAAGGAGUUUGGAUGAUACCUUAGCCGGCACUUUGUCUUAAAAAAAAAAAAAAAAAAAAAACAGAAAGAAAGAAAGAAAAGCUUCCCGAGCUGUGUGCUAUUUUGUGUUUUUUUUUGCUUUUUCUUUUUUCCCUUUUUUUUUAUGCUUUUCGUCAUUUUGGAGUUCCUCUGGAGUUACCUGCGCUGUGAUCGAUCGGAGAAUAAGCGAAGCGAGUUACUCAUCAGCCACAGAUCGUUGCAUGAAACUGAGAGCCGGGCCGCAAUGAGUCGGAGAACACGACGCUGGAUUUUAAGAGUUUUACUUUGUCUUGGGAUUGUUUAUUUGAAAAUUGGUGGCUUUUCGUCGGUGGUGGCCCUAGGUGCGAGCAUAAUCUGUAACAAGAUCCCCGGUUUGGCCCCCAGACAACGGAUUAUCUGCCAGAGUCGCCCCGAUGCCAUUAUCGUCAUCGGAGAGGGAGCCCAAAUGGGCAUCAACGAGUGUCAGUUUCAGUUCAAAAACGGGCGCUGGAACUGCUCUGCGCUUGGAGAGAGGACCGUCUUCGGAAAAGAGUUGAAAGUGGGCAGUAAAGAAGCUGCGUUCACCUACGCCAUCAUCGCAGCAGGGGUGGCCCACGCCAUCACGGCGGCCUGCACGCAGGGCAACCUGAGCGACUGCAGCUGCGACAAGGAGAAGCAGGGAUUCUACAGCGUGGACCAGGGCUGGAAGUGGGGAGGCUGCUCGGCAGACAUCAGCUACGGCCUGGGCUUCUCCAAAGUGUUCAUCGACGCUCGGGAGGUCAAACAGAACGCCAGGACGCUCAUGAACCUCCAUAACAACGAGGUGGGACGCAAGAUCCUGGAGAAGAACAUGCAACUGGAAUGCAAGUGUCAUGGCGUCUCGGGCUCCUGCACCACCAAAACCUGCUGGACUACACUUCCCAAGUUCCGCGAGCUCGGCUACAUUCUCAAGGAGAAGUAUGCCCACGCGGUGCACGUGGAACCGGUCAAAGCCAGCCGCAACAAGCGCCCUAAAUUCCUCAAGAUCAAGAAGCCUUACUCCUACCGGAAGCCCAUGGAUACAGACCUGGUGUACAUAGACAAGUCGCCUAACUACUGUGAGGCGGAUCCCUUGACGGGGAGCUUGGGGACACAGGGCCGGGUGUGCAACAAGACAAUGAUGCAGCACAUCAGCGGCUGCGACCUGAUGUGCUGCGGCCGGGGAUACAACACACACCAGUACUCUCGCGUGUGGCAGUGCAACUGCAAGUUCCUGUGGUGCUGCUACGUUAAAUGCAACACCUGCAGCGAGAGGACAGAGGUGUACACAUGCAAAUGAGAAUAUUUAUUGGACAGUGUGUGUGUGUGUGUGAGUGUGUGAUGUAUGUGAGUGUCUUUGCGUCUUAACGGACAAACUGGAGCAGUCAAACUUUACAAGGAGGCUGUUACGACGGCCUUUUCACACACAAUGAGGAACUACUGUAAGCUGAAGACGGGGCGUCACGAUUUCUUUUGCACACAAAGCUCUUCAACCCUCUUCUCGGACUGUCGCGUUUCUGUCAGGGUGCGAUGUCGGAACCACGGCGGGAGUCGCUGAAGCAAAAAAAAAAUAAAAAAUGUCAAGACUUUAAGCUAUAUGGACGAUAUGUUCUGACAUUUAAAGAAACGGACUUGGUGGAUGUGGUCGCUGGGCAGGACACCCUGCUGCAGCCUUUUCACUCUGUGCACGGACGAAACGACACAGCCAUUUGGAAUAUUUAACACACUGUAUUUAGAGAAUGAAAAUAAUUAAUAUUAAUUUAUUCUAUAAGGAAAAACUACUGAUUUUGUCCACUAUGGAUCAAAAAUAACUAAAUGUUGGGAGUUUUUUGUUUGUUUUUUUUGUUUUUUUUUAGUGUAUUAAAGCAAUCAAAAACUUGUUGACACACUGGAUUUGAAUCUGCCUGGAAUAAUGUUUUUAGAUUCCAGACGAAACUGCUGUAGGCUACUCACAUUGACCUUCUGAACCUCUCAUGAGUCUGUCUUCCCUCUUGUUUGCUGCUAGUCUAGAGAAUCCCACUUUGUUGAGGUAGAAGGCUGUAUACGCUCUACUGACCGCCUUCAAUGGCGACGCUUACUUCAAGCUGAUUUAGCUUAACAGGACUCGACUCACUGAUCAAAAACACAGGCACAUUUUCCACUUUUUUUUUUGGUAAAUAUUGGUUAAUAGAGUAUAUUUUGUAAAAGCCUAUUUUUAUAUGAAUGUCUUAUUUAUAUCUUUUUUUUUUUUUUUUUUUGCAUAUUCAGUGUCACGUUCUGACCCUUACACCUGUUUUUAAAAUCCUCGUGAGCAAGAAAAAAGCUGAUCUAUGUACGUUGGCCCCUGCUGUCACUGCCAUAGCUGUGUAAUGAUGUAAGUGAUAGGAACUGUCUGUAUGUGUCUGUGUUCAAACGUCUGUGUUUACUGCGUUUCAUGACUACUAUUGAUGGAAUACAGGAACAGAAUAACACUAACGAGACGUGCUUUCCAUUAUUGCUUCCUCAUGCAUCGAGUCUCACGCUGGUCCUUGACAUCAUGUGUUUAAAGGGGCAUUACGUACAAAACAGAGUUGCUGU
Acanthopagrus latus (yellowfin seabream) is the source of this 2848-nucleotide messenger RNA. RefSeq names its product protein Wnt-7a (gene wnt7ab). The transcript is spliced from 4 exons. Bases 420 to 1592 code for a protein of 390 amino acids. Gene Ontology annotation, biological process: multicellular organism development; cell fate commitment; neuron differentiation. Gene Ontology annotation, cellular component: extracellular region. Lineage: Eukaryota; Metazoa; Chordata; Actinopteri; Spariformes; Sparidae. Gene Ontology annotation, molecular function: frizzled binding; cytokine activity. The record is from RefSeq and is a predicted model, not a curated record.